Molecule: messenger RNA, 4885 nt
Organism: Esox lucius (northern pike)
Lineage: Eukaryota; Metazoa; Chordata; Actinopteri; Esociformes; Esocidae
Gene: urb2
Product: URB2 ribosome biogenesis homolog
Exons: 10
Coding region: 130-4713 (1527 amino acids)
Biological process (GO): ribosome biogenesis
Cellular component (GO): nucleolus
Source: RefSeq, a predicted model, not a curated record
UCAUCAAACAACCAAACUCGACUUAUUUAGUCUUAAAACAUACAGUUGAGUGUAAGGGGUGAAGUUUGAAGUUCGUCUGUCUAAAAACACCGGCACACGUGUUGGUGUUAAUACAGUCAAGCUUCAGAUAUGGCUGCUAUAUACUCGGGUAUUCACUUGAAACUCAAAAGCCCCAAGACCUCCUGGGUGGACAAACUUAAGCUUGCACGUUUUGCAUGGAUUUCAACACAGUGCUUACUACCUAACAAGGAACAGGUACUCUUUGAUUGGACAACUCAUGCACUGACAGGCUUUUAUAGUAAGAAAGUGGAGUUGCCCCAAGAAGUUGUGGAAGGUUUGUGGACUUACCUUGAUGAUAUUUUGCACAGCAAAAAACUACACAGUGUGUUUAUCCAAGGAAAAACUGUCAGCCUUCGUUUGGCAGUUGCGCAACUUAUAAUUGAAAGGAUUCAUGAAUUUGCCUCCGGGACCUCCACAGCAUCUUUCUCUACCUUGCUGAGUUGCUGUCAAGGCAUCCUGUCCUCCCCAGUCCUCUCAGUCACAUUCACCACUAAGUACGAGCUGCUGGUGGAUCUGCUGGCCAAGCUAUGUGCCCUGGCAUGCUCCAAGCUCAGUCAGCCACAAAGCACAGACCCCUUGACACCCCAGGUCUUUGAGGUCCUCCUCCUUACCCUGAGCAGUUAUGUCACAGUACAGAGGCAGCAGGCCAAUUCCCAACGUGUGUUUUCCCAAGUCACCACUCACCUCCUCCAGUAUCUCCUCUUUCUGAGACACUCACUGACCACCAGGGCAUGGAUCGCUGAGGAUGACCCCCGUGUCCGCCAACACCUGAGCAGGGACAUUCGUAGUAAAGUUGACAUCAUCUUGCAGUCAGCUCUGUUCUCAUCAGAUCACCUCCAGUCCUAUAAGGAGGAGCUCCUCUCCAAGGAUGAACCGGGGAAAAAGAAAGGGCUGUCAGGAAAAGGCCUCCCUUCUCCAGUCAACUCGAUACUCACAAAGCUCUGUGCACAAGGGUAUUGUGACAAUGCUCUCCACUAUGCAGUCAAGUCAAGCUCCCUCUCGCUGCUCUUCAAGUUUGCUUUGGACGCCUACUGUAAAGGAGAAAAUAAAGUGCUCUGCUUUCACCUGUUGACACAGUUAAUAACUGCCUUAGAUUUCACAGAUGAGGUUAAUCUCAAAGACACGUUUGAUGGUGAAAACUGGAGCUUAGCUCUGCUGGCUUUGGAGAACCUCUUGAAUUUAUGCUUGACGGGAGACAUUUACAAUGUGGCGGCCGACAGAAUAAAGCAUGGGGAGGUUCAGUUGACUUUCUACAGGAAGGUGGUGCGGCUGUUGUUUGACAAUAGCCAAACCAGCAUAUCCGCAUGGUACCGGUGUCUAAAAGCUUUGCUCAGUCUGAACCAUCUGAUCAUUGAGCCAGACCUGGACGAGCUGCUGUCAGCAGGGUGGAUCGACUCUGAGUGCACAGACCAUCGUGUAAGAAAGGCACGUGAGGCCCUCAUCUCCUCUGUUCUCCAGGUUUACGCCAAGCUGAGACAGCUCCCCAGGCUCUUCGAGGAACUCCUGGCUGUCAUUUGCCGCCCAGCAGCGGAUGAGCUCCGACUGCCCGUACUUCCAGAGGCGGUGCACAUGACGCUCAGUGCAUGCCUGCUAGACAACCCUGCCAGCCAGAGUCUGGAAAUAUGCAGCCUCAUUUUACAGAACAUAAGCCAUAUACUCCCGGAUCUGGAUGGGAAUGUGGACAUGUCCCUGAAGCUGUUCUCUUUAAGUGUGCUCUUACACUCUGUGUUGUUCAGCCUGAAGACUUUGGACAGCAGAACGCCGAUACCUGUUGUGAGACAAACCCAGGCUUUGAUGGAAAAGAUGCUGCACGUUGUGACGCCAGUGCUGCAGCUGGCUCAAGGUCAGGCCCCAGACAACCCCGGGUGUCAUAGAGUCCAAGAUGCAGGCCUCCUGCUGAAGUACACUUGGGUGGAGGUGGACACCCUCUUUCAGAUUCACUGUACUAAAUACACAUCUGGAAUGGUCCCGGCUAGCACCAACAUACUAGAUGACAUACGCUGUCUCCUUUCUGGGGUGAUAGCGAAAGAUGGAGAUCAGGUUUCUACUAUUGGCCACGAGUACUGUAGCCCCAUGACCCACUAUCUGCAAAAACUGCUUAUUCUCCAACAAAUGAGGAAAGUUCUCCUAAGCAAUGAGCUCUUGGCACAGACUAGCGUUGCAGAUGUCCUCGGGGAAGCAGCCCAGUUCAUUGUGGGGAGGGAAGGGCUUCCACUGUACCAACAGAGUGACCAGCAAUGGGACCGUCAAGUUAGCAGUGUGGAUGCCAGGACCUACUCCGUGGCACAUUGGUACCUUGUUACCACAAACCUACCACUGAUCACGCCGUACCUCACAGAGCGUGAUGUGUGUCACAUAGCUGACCUUCUACUCAACUCCAUACUUCAAAAGACUCCAGACGACACCAAAGAGAGGCUGUCUGUUUCUCUCAUUUCCAAACAUCUGCUUGAGAGCCUCAUUCUUGUCGAGCUACCUGUUGUUUACUCUGCUGUGGUCAGAUGUGUAACUCAACGGAUUGUGGGGAUUCUUAGUAGCAGCCGAGACACUGCCUCAGUCUGUCUGGUACUCAAGAAGCUGAGUGAGGUAAGCCGUUUAACAGCUGACGACAAACGGAGUGCGGCGCCUUGGUCAGACGGUGACGACAGUGAAGCACCUUCUGCUUUGAAGAGACUGGAGUCGAUAGCUGAAGCCCUACUGAGCUCCAGUAUGACUGAAGCAUCCAUAACACUAUCUGAAAUUCAAACUGAUGACCUUUUAAGUUUACUUAAAGUCACUAGUUCUCUAAACCCAGAUGGAAUGUCCUCUGAAGACUUUUCUGGUCUCUUUCUGCUCUUAUUCCUCAUGGUCACAGACAUGCAACUACAUAAUGAUGUGAAGCCUGAGGUAACAAUACAACUACUGAAUCAGCUCUUCAGUCUCAUGGGGUCACUUCUGGCAGGGAAUAAUUCCCAUCACAUUUUAAAAGUAGUGCAUGGGAGUAGUGUUUUGGAGGGAGCUCUGACAGCUAUGUUUUCGCAUAGCAAGAAGGGUCUCUUUAAAACUGUGAACAGCUCACAUUGGCUGAUUUUCCUGAAAACCUUCCAGGAUUUCAUUAAGUCUCUGAUCUCCUUGAUAAUCUACAGAAAGAGCAGUGUCUGCCUCAAUCUGGAGAAAUUCACCACCUAUUUGGUCAAUAGUGAAGUGACCAUCAUGGCUUUGUCUGCUGUCCAGGGAAACACUGAAACAGCGAGCCUGUUUUCUAUCCAACUCCUGCUUGCCUCUAUGAACAUGCUGUGCCAGGCCAUGAGCUCCGGUCUAGGAAAAUCCAAAAAGCUUGAUGAGACCCUGAGCCAAUUGCUGGGACGGACCACAGCUGUCAUGGGCCCUGCCAUCCAGGCCAGCCUGAGGGCUCAGUUAGGCAGCCUACUGGGCCAGGCCUUCACUGUGGACGUGGUGACCGUGAUGGUGAGAAGCGAGCUAGCAUGCGCUUACCCUCAGAACGAGCCAGGCCUCCCACAGGCCAGUCUACGCCACAUGGUCCUCUACAGGACCUUCAGUCAGCAGAUCCUCAGAGAGCUGUGCCCAUCCCAGCGUCCCAUGGACUUCCUGCUCUCAUCACUCCACUUCCUGUCAGUUUACUAUUCCGCUGCAAAGAUGACCAAAUCAUCAGAUCUGGAGGAGCUGUUUGUGGCAAUUUUGCAAAAUGUCCACAAACUCCUUGCAGCACCAUGGUUGUCUGUAUUGGAGAUGAGGGUACUGGAGGACCCAGUGAAGGAACUGCUGGACCAGUUGCUUGUUCAUAGUACACCUGAACAGUUCCACCUGCUUCUGCUGCUGCUCAGAGAAGGACUGGAUACCUCCAAAUUCAGGAGUGGCCGCUAUAGGGAAGUACUUUCAACUGUGACGAUCGCAAAGUUGCUUUCCGGCUGCCUGCUUCCAGAAGCCUGCUCGAAGUUGUUCUGGCUCAUUGCACCCGAGAUCAUAUCUGCCUUGGUUUUUCUAGUGAAAGACAGUGGCAAGGAGACAGCACUGACGGCUGCCCUGACUGUGCCUGUGCUGCACACUCUGACUGCCCUGCUUCGUCAGGGGGAGGGGAGAAUUUCCAACCCCCACCACGUGACCAUGGUGCUGGGAGCCCUGCAGUUUGUCCCCCUUGAACACCUGAACCUGGAGGUCUACCAUAAUACCUUUGAGGCUGUCCACGAGGCUCUCUUCGCUGUCAUCCAGUGUCACCCGCAGGUGAUGCUGAAAGCGGCCCCAUCCUUCCUCAACUGUUUCUACCGCCUAGUGGUGUCCAUCAUGCACGAAGGGAGACAGAAGAGUGAGACUGAUAAAGCGCCUGAGACUGAUUCAGAGGUGCUUUUGAAGUGUGCUCGUCUGGUGGAACGCAUGUACUCCCACAUUGCAACCACAGCUGAGGGCUUCACUGUGCUCUCCUCCUUCAUGGUUGCACAGUACGUAAGUGAGCUACAGAAGGUGACUCUGCAACCAGACAUCAAGAGCCACCUGACAGAGGGAAUCUAUGGGAUCUUGGACCUCUGUGUUGAGCAGGAUGUGAAGUUUCUACACACCACCCUCCAGAUGGGAGUCAAAGAGGUGUUCAAUGAGCUCUAUGGCAGUUACACCCAUUACCAUAAAACCCAGCGGCAAGGAGAGGAAAAAUAUACUGUCUGACAACUCUCCCCUACUAUCUCCUUUUCCAGAAAUCUGAUGACACCCUUCUUUCCCCUUUUUCUUUUUUUUUCCUUUUUUUACUGCAACCAUGUUUUAAAACUAGAACUAAACAAUUGUUUAAACAUGUACAUAUUUUAUGCUUGUUAAAUGGGGCAAAAAAUUAAAAAGAUCA